AUGAAUACAAAGAACAAACUUGAAGGAGCCGUGACAAACACAAAACACAAACCCCCCACCAAAGAGGAUUUGCGACAAAGGUUGGCAUUUCGGCCAUUUACCUCAAAACCUUGGUUCUCUAUGGAGACCAACAAACAGCAAAGGAAAAAAUGGUUUCUGCCACUUGUACUGUCUCUAAUGUUGUUCACCUUGCUCAUACUCUUUUCCAUCUUCGUCUCCUCCGAUUCUUCCUCUUUGCUCUACCUAUACCGCACACGUGGCAGAGUGGAAAAGCCUCGUUUCGUGGAGUCAAAGCUGAGGGUGUCUUCCACGUCAUCCACUGACUCAGUUCCCAGGAUCGCGUAUCUGAUCUCCGGUUCAAUGGGUGAUGGCGAGACUCUGAAGAGGACCCUCAAGGCCCUUUACCAUCCCAGGAACCAGUACGCUGUGCACUUGGACCUCGAGGCUUCUACGCAGGAAAGAUUGGAGCUUGCCAACUUCGUCAAGAACGAGCCUCUCUUUGCCAAAGUGGGCAAUGUCAGGAUGGUUGUUAAGGCUAACUUGGUCACCUAUAGGGGACCCACUAUGGUCACUAAUACCCUUCACGCUGCGGCUAUUUUGUUCAAGGAAGGUGGACUCUGGGAUUGGUUCAUCAAUCUCAGCGCUUCUGAUUACCCCUUGGUCACCCAAGAUGAUCUGCUGCAUACACUGUCAUCAACUCCAAGGAACCUUAACUUUAUUGAGCACACUAGUGAUAUUGGCUGGAAGGAAGAUCAGAGAGCCAAGCCUGUUAUAAUUGAUCCAGCUCUUUAUAGCGUCAACAAAUCUGAAUUAUUUUGGGUGACGGAGAAAAGGAAUGUUCCCACAGCAUAUAAGCUGUUUACAGGUUCUGCUUGGAUGAUGCUCUCUCGCCAGUUUGUUGAAUAUUUGUUAUGGGGAUGGGAUAACUUGCCUAGAAUAGUCUUGAUGUAUUAUGCCAACUUUCUAUCCUCCCCUGAAGGAUAUUUUCACACAGUCAUCUGCAAUGCUGAUGAGUUCCGCAACACUACUGUGAACCAUGACCUCCACUUCAUAUCAUGGGAUAACCCUCCAAAACAACAUCCCCACUUUCUUACAAUUAAUAACUACCAGGAAAUGGUGGAUAGCAACGCUCCAUUUGCCCGAAAAUUUGGCAGGAAUGAACCACUUUUGGAUAAGAUUGAUACUGAACUCUUGGGACGAAAUGAACAUGGUUAUGUGCCUGGCAAGUGGUUUGACCGAGCAAAUCCAAACAUCACCAAACCAUAUUCUGCCAUAAGAAAUAUCACUGACCUUAAGCCUGGCCCUGGAGCAGAAAGGCUCAAACGCCUUAUCAAUGGUUUAUUGUCAACAGAAGAUUUUCAAACGAAGCAGUGUUCUUGA
Molecule: messenger RNA, 1380 nt
Organism: Sphenostylis stenocarpa
Lineage: Eukaryota; Viridiplantae; Streptophyta; Magnoliopsida; Fabales; Fabaceae
Source: the annotation of a GenBank genome assembly